Messenger RNA from Symbiodinium sp. CCMP2456, 864 nucleotides. The record is from the annotation of a GenBank genome assembly. Lineage: Eukaryota; Dinophyceae; Suessiales; Symbiodiniaceae.
AUGGGAGCCUGGAUUCCGGCCUGGAUGCAGAACGUGCCUGUCGCGACCAAUGUGCUGGCUGGUGUCACUCUCGCGUCCUAUGGGUUGAACUGGCUCACUGAAGAGCGCUUGGAAGACGCCCCGCGAUGGUUCAUCAGGCUGUGUAGUGCCAACCUGCUCAUCGCGGGCUUGUUCCACCUCGGAAUGGGUGCAGUCUUAUUUGGCAGCGUCGGUUCUUGGCAUAUUCCUCCCGAGAUCAUGUUGCUCGUCAAAUCGCAUGCUGGUGCGCAGCUUUUUGCUCCUUAUUACGCCAUUCAGAUGGUGACCAUGCCUCUGGCUGUGACUUGCAUGACCAGCUACGCCAGAUACGACGCGCACAAUCAGCUCCUUCCUUUGCUAUAUGCGGGCCUUGCCACGUACUGCUUUGCGACGCCAUACGACGCCGCAGCAUGGGCGGGGUCCUGCACAUUGGCAUGCAUUUGGUUUUAUACCGAAGCCAAGGAGCUGCGGCAGGCCGAAACGGCAACGCUGCGAGCAUGGAAUCAGAACAUGGGCAUGGAGAGGCAAUCCGACGUGGUACAAAUUGCCUGCAAGUCCUUCGACGCAUACUUGUUCUGGAUGGCCGGUGUGCAGGUGGUCAUCAUCAGCGGCGGCGUUGGCGGUAUCGUCCCGUUAGAUUUUUGCCAUGCGGCUUGUGCACUGACUACUGCAGUCGGCCUCGUUGGCACAACACGCCCGUUGUUGAGGGACUCGCAGAAGCUCAAGCAGAUUCUUGCCAUCCAGAGUGCCUUGGUUCGCCUAGAGUUUAAGGGUUUAGGGGUACCCGGCAGUCGCAAUAGGCCUGGAUGCAAAAAGGGCCGAGUAUGUACCUCACCAUGUCAAUGA